Messenger RNA from Syzygium oleosum, 1178 nucleotides. Its product is annotated as isoflavone reductase homolog. Lineage: Eukaryota; Viridiplantae; Streptophyta; Magnoliopsida; Myrtales; Myrtaceae. The coding region runs from base 59 to 991 and encodes 310 amino acids. Gene Ontology annotation, molecular function: oxidoreductase activity. The transcript has 4 exons. The record is from RefSeq and is a predicted model, not a curated record.
AUUGCUCUAUUCAUCAACUCAAAGAACUAAGAUAGCUCUCCCAUAAUCCUCACAUCACAUGGCCAAGAGCAAGGUCCUCAUUGUUGGCGGCACCGGCUACAUCGGGCGGAGGCUUGUGUGGGCAAGCCUGGACCAGGGCCACCCCACAUACGUCCUCCCGGAGACCGGCCUCGACAUCGAGAAGCUCCAGACGUUGUUGUCCUUCAAGAGGCGCGGUGCCCAUCUCAUUGAGGGCUCGUUCUCGGACCCAAGGAGCCUUGUCGAGGAAGUGAGGCAGGUCGACGUCAUCAUCUGUGCCAUGUCGGGCGUCUACUUUCGGAGCCACAACUUCCUGAUGCAACUCAAGCUCAUAGAGGCCGUCAAAGAAGCUGGAAAUGUCAAGCGGUUCUUGCCAUCAGAGUUCGGAACAAACCCGGCCCGAAUGGGUCAUGCAAUUGAACCGGGAAGGGUCACAUUCGAUGAGAAAAUGAAAGUGAGAAAAGCAAUCGAGGAAGCUAAAAUUCCUUUCACAUAUAUCUCCACCAGCUGCUUUGCUAGUUAUUUUGUGGGUAGUCUCUCUCGGUUAUCGAGUCUCACUCCUCCAAAAGACACAGUAUAUCUUUAUGGAGACGGCAACAUCAAAGCGGUUUUUCUCGAUGAAGAUGACAUCGCAACGUACACGAUUAAAACGAUUGAUGAUCCAAGAACACUGAACAAGACGGUGUACCUGAGGCCACCAGAGAACAUUCUGUCCCAAAGACAACUGGUGGGUAUGUGGGAGAAGCUCAGUGGAAGGACCCUGGAGAAGAGAAGCAUUUCUGCAGAAGACUUCCUUGCCUCCGUGAAAGGAAUGGAUUAUGCGCAGCAAGUGGGGAUGGGGCAUUUCUACUACGUAUUCUAUGAAGGCUGUUUGACAAACUUUGAAAUUGGGGAAGAUGGAGAAGAAGCUUCCCAGCUUUAUCCUGAAGUUCAAUAUACCCGCAUGGAUGAAUACCAGAAGAUUUAUGCAUGAUCGUGCUAAGAAGCAUUUGAACCAAUCAGAGUUCACUUUCGCUAUCAAAAUAAAAAAUCUUGAGUUCUCUGUAGUGAUUCUAUCAUUUCUGUAAUUAAACAAUGGUUUCAGCCCAGAUUUUCGAUUGAUGAUCGUGUUCUUUUCGGUCUCAGGAGAAAAGAAAGACCAUCUCAGAGUAUUCCUACAA